Molecule: messenger RNA, 1377 nt
Organism: Saccharomyces mikatae IFO 1815
Lineage: Eukaryota; Fungi; Ascomycota; Saccharomycetes; Saccharomycetales; Saccharomycetaceae
Gene: SWT1
Product: mRNA-processing endoribonuclease
Exons: 1
Coding region: 1-1377 (458 amino acids)
Cellular component (GO): nucleus
Source: RefSeq, a predicted model, not a curated record
AUGACUGAUGAGAAACAAGCUUUCUCAAAAGGCAGAAACCAUAUGACAUCGAGACCUUCCAACGGUUCAUUAUUUCAUAGGUUUUCUGAAUCUAUAAAAGGUAUUGCUGACUCAAGACCACACGGUAAAUAUACGGUCCAAGACAUCGAUGACAUUAUAGCAUCCACAGCUCCAAAUAGAGAUUCAGCGCAGUCAGACAGUAUUAGCGACAAUGUAGACCAUGAUCAAGACGGGGAUAUACCGAUGUUUGACUUGAACGAUGAAACCGACGUUGAAAUGAUUUCUGAAUAUCUUUCUGACCAAAGGGAAUUAGAAGUACAACCAAUGGUGUCUUCUAUGCAAAGAAUUGAUGACAGCAUAUUGCUAUUGAACCCAACAAUUUUGAAAACUGUCUUCGUCGUUGACACUAAUUUCAUUAUUUCACAUCUAAAUACUCUAGAAAAGCUGAGAACACUAUGUAACACUUACCACCACUUGAUAAUCAUACCAAGCACCGUAAUUCAAGAGCUGGACGGAUUAAAAAAGAACUUCGAUGUCGUUAGAGAUGUCGAUAGUGACACUAAUAAGGAACGGGGUAAAACAAUAGGUACUCUAGCCAGAUGGGGAAACGAUUGGAUCUACAAAAAUCUUGCAAACUUAGAUUCUGGUUUAAUAGGUCAAAAAUUGAAGCAAAAGUUGAAUCCAGACUGUAUAAAGGAUGAUUCUAUAUUGGACUGUUGUUUGUAUUUCAAAGAGGUUCUAAAUUGCUUUGUUAUUUUACUCUCAAAUGACAAGAAUCUUUGUACAAAGGCAUUAACUGAAGGUGUACUAACUGUUUCAUUUAGGAAAGGAAUGGAUGCAAAUUUAAUUGCUUUGAAAGCAUAUGAAGAGAACCAAAUGAGGUUUGCUAAUUCGUCCGUCUCCACAAUAAAUACUCUAGAUCACUGUGACACGUCAAAUGCCUAUGUGCCCGAUGUAAAAUCGACUUCUUUGUCUUUAGAUGAACUCUUACAAAAUAUCUAUGACCAAAUAAGGGAAGCAGUUUUUUUUGCCAUUGAUCAUGCCCUAAGAAAAGAGUAUGGGGAAGACAUUGAAUUUAUCGAUUACAAUCCAGAAGAGUUAGUUACACUAGCAAACGCUUCGCGUUGCAUUUUUAUGUUUUGGGUAUCUGUAUUUUCAGUGCUUUUCAAGCACUCAAAGAUAAAAAAGGAUGACUGGAAAAAUUUACCUACAAUUUUAAUAUCCAAACCGACGAAUUUAAAUGACUUGAAAACAUUUGAACAGUUUUGGGAGAACGUAUUGCAUUUCUUAUUUAGCAAAUCUACAAGAGACGAAAAAAAAUUGUUAGAAGAACAAAUUAAUUUAUGGAAAACAUCUGUAAACGCUGCACCUACUUGA